Molecule: messenger RNA, 5403 nt
Organism: Lymnaea stagnalis (great pond snail)
Lineage: Eukaryota; Metazoa; Mollusca; Gastropoda; Lymnaeidae
Source: the annotation of a GenBank genome assembly
CCGAGGCACCGAAGAUUUCCUGUCAUCGUUCAACGGGCUCAAAGUUGCCAGCAGUUGUGUUUGCCGCGAGUGACCAGACGAUAAUGCAGCGCGACCGUUUGGUGUUUGUCAUUCAUUGAAAGCUCGCUGGAUUUUUUUUUCCCAAAUUCAUUUUGAAUAGCAGAGUCAAACGACUGUUGAAUAUAGUGUACUGGGAUUGCUUAACUUUAGAAGAAAAUUUUUUUAAAAUCGAACCGUAAGUUUUUGAAUUUAUUACUCUUAAGAUACUCUCUUUAUGGCUGAGUUGUUGACUUAUUUCUAGAGGUUUGACUAUGGUGUACGUGUAGGCUAUGAUAAACAAUCAUACAGGUAAUUUUCCCUUCAAACAAGAAUGGCCCGGUAAACAAAGAAAUGGGAGUGAUCGUUUUGAGACAUAUUUAGAAUCCCACGUGACUUCAUAAGUUGGAAUUCUUACCAGGUUCCAGGGCAGGAAUCCACACCAGGAGUCGGAGUAAAAUUGAGCUGCCAAGAAGGAACUCAUCUGUCAUAUGUUUUAAGACAUAGCUUUAAAAUCACCGAUUUGAGAUUUUUAAAAUGUAAAUAAAGUUUAGGCCUAUGUUACAAAAUGUUAACAAAUACAACAUAAAGGCUUCAGUGGUGCGUGACGAGCUAUCGUAUUUCACGUGUACAGAAAUACUUUGUAGGGUGUGGACCAAGUAACAAUGUUUUAUAUCAUCUACAGGGAGUCGUGACCGUCUAAGACAGACUACAAGGUGAUAGACGACAUUCAACAGCUCUGGUACUAAAUGAACUUGAUAUAAGACCACAAGGCGAUAGACGACAUUCAACAGUUCUGGUACUAAAUGUAUUUGAUAUAAGCUGUAGACCUUCAGCGGGUGAUCAGAAAUGUUUCUUCCUGGACGACAUAUAGGUCAACGCAUGCAGAACAACUGGACGUCGGCCGAGCUUUUCUGAGGACAUUAUUGGAUAUCAACGACAGAAAAAAAAAUGAAUAACAUUACUGACAGGAAGUGCCGUGAUUAGAUCAGUGGUCCUCAAACAGAAAAAGCGGACCAUAAACAAUGUAUAAGUAUAAGCGCAACAACAACUUUAGAAUCCAGUCCGAUGCUUGAGUUGUCUACUGGUGCUUGAAGCAACGGCCAAGGAAGCUUCUCCGCCAUCGAGGUUUCUAUCCUCUAGGUCCUUCUUCUUGAUCUGAGCCAAGUUAGUUUGGGUGUUCCGUGGUGACGUUCCACACGGGGCUGUUCAUCCGCGUGCUUUCCUGACAAGUGAGUGGCGUUGUAUAGAAGUGACCAAGACACGGCCUGUGAUGCGCACGUUCUCUUAAUGGGCCCGUAAGGUUAAGAAAUCAUUUCCACGGCCAACAGUGGGCCGGACAAGGAUGGCUUUUAGGGAGGACGUUGGCUGGACGACUAACAAAUAAAUGAUAGUAAAUGGAUGUGAGUUCGUCGCUGAGAAACCAACGAACUGUCCCCACCAGUCCCAGGGCACAACUCCAGGGCCACGUCACGGAGACUGAGGGCGUCGCAGCCAGUGGGAGUAACGGAGUGCAGAGGAGAAACGAGGUAAGGGUGGUGGUCGCAUUCAAACUUCUAGAAUGCGAUGCCUAUUAAAUAAUCUGCUCAGAGUGGAUGCACCCCCCCCCACCCGUGGUGUUCGUUUUGUCAUUCUGGUGGGAUACAUCUCUCGGUACAUGUGUUUGUUGUGUGGCUUUUCUUCCACAUUGCGUACCAGCUAGAGAUACAAUACAAUUCACUGCCUAAUAUUUUUAAAGCCUUAAAACCUUUACGGACAAAAGAUCACUUUUUAAGGACGCAUUGAUCAUAACAUUUUUUUUUUUAAAACUAUGGACCUAAAAACUCUUAGAAUAUCCGUGGCGCAUAGAAAUAUAUAUAUUGGGUGCCCGUAAGAAAAUAUAUACCAGUAUAUACUAGGUGCCGAUAAAACUAUAUUUAUCAAUUAUAUACUGGGCAGUUCAUACAAUUUCGGACCUUCUGGUAUAAUUUGAAAUAAUUAUUUUUUAAUUAUUUUUUUGGGGUAACAUGUAAUAAAUAUGGUUAUUUUCUGAACUGUCAAUCCACCAGGAUGAAAGAUGAACACAAGACAAUCUAUUUAGUCUUUGAGGAGAUAAAUGACUAUUUUAAAAAUUUAGGUGAUUAGUGUAGAGUUGAGGAAAUAUAGCAGUCAAGGAAACAUGGUCCGUGUAAAAAAAUGUAAUCAAUAAAACUUUAGUAACACAGGUCAGACUCGAUCUACCACAAAUAUAUAUAUAAUGAUAAAAUAGUUGAUAAAUGCUUUUUAAAAUUUUUUUAAAUAAAAAAAAACAAUCAAAUACGACUUCAUUGCAGAGGAACGGAAAGCUGUAAAUGUUAAUGGUCAACAGAUCAAUGGUCAACAGAUCAAUGGUCAACAGAUCAAUGGUCAACAGAUCAAUGGUCAACAGAUCAAUGGUCAACAGAUCAAUGGUCAACAGAUCAAUGGUCAACAGAUCAAUGGUCAACAGAUCAGAAAACACAAAAAUGACCCCCCCCCCUCAGAUUUCAAAGCAUCGAUGAUUGACACUUAAGGAGCCGUCCUUCGUGUAUUGAUGUUGUGAACAACCACACUACCUUCACUUUGAUUGCUGUUCACAGAGCCUUGAGAGUGAAGUGCAAGAUCUCAUCAUCACAAAAUGUACUCGUGAUGGUGAUUUUUUUUUUCUUGGAAUCGAGUCCGUUAUUGUUCUGAAAGAUCCUACAUCGACAACUCUGAUAAAAGGAGCUUAAGUUGUGUAGAAUAAUAAUCUAAACUUUUCAACCAAUCUGUUCUUUAGGUAGGCCUGUACAAUAAGUACAUUUCAGUUUGCAAACUUUUCUUCAAAUAAUUAUCAUAAUGCUUCAUGACUGGAAAUGAGAUUCGCACAGUAUCUGAAAAAUUGGAGCUGAUGUAGGGAAAGCUGAAAAACAAUCAAUCAUUAAUGUUUACCGUGAAAGUUCAGCCGCCAUGCUGAACAAGGGAGCUACACCUUAUUUAAAUCAAACGUGUUCGGCAGGACGGGGCUGAAUAGUUCAUUCGUUGUUUUAAUGGCUUCACUAGACGGUCAAUAGUGUGUGUGUAUUGUUACCAACUUAUUCCUAAGUGAGUUUAGGGUUCAAAGUUCAAAUUACUAAUGAAAGGCGAGGCACAAAUCAGAUAUCUCAGUACAGAUAUUUAAAAAAAUGAUGGAAAACAACUUCAAAGAAGCUCAGCCAACACUUACUUACAACACUUUCUUUUCACACACAGAAAAUAAAGCAAUUUGAUUUAAUUUUUUUUAUUUAAUUUUUUUAAAUACAUUUUUUUGAGGGGCCGGGGGUAAGCGUUAAAUCUGUAUUUUGUGUUCAAGUCUUACUUCCACGCCAAGAUGUUAAAACACCCAAAAAAUCGUAUUAAAGGCAGUUUAAAAAGUUUCUUUUUUUUUUUUUUUUUUUUUUUUUUUUUUUUUGAAGGGAGGAGGCUGGGAAUAAAUAAUGAUGUGAACAGAUGAUGCUGAAUAAAUUGUGUCAAAUCACAAUGAAUAAAGUGUUCUAAAUCGCACUGUGCUCUUUUUGUCUCCCACUGUCCGAUUGACGGAGAUCGAUCAACUGAAGGGUGGGCAAACGUUGUUUAUUUUUUUUUUAUUAAUAUAGUCUGCAUACAUUAGGCUUUUAAAACUUAUGUCGUUAUGUUUUUAGUUUUAUCUAAUCUAAAAUUAACCAAUUCUGUGUUUCAGUAAUGACAUAUUCUACCACUACCAGCCCAUAACCGUUUUCCACUACCAGCCCAUAACCGUUUUCAUUUUUUUUUCCCCAUUUGCAGUGGCGGAAAUCAUUGACUUUGUCAUUAGACCGGAAACGUCCAGCAAGAGAUGGGCCCGAUGAUCUGGACGAGUCCAUACUGCCUCCCAUCUCCAGACUCUCCGGCCACCCGCCGGACACCGGGCAGACUGUCAAAACGAAACCGGACUCGCCAAGGGGCCACGGGCCCACCAACGGCCACGUGAGACACCACCACUCAACGUUCCGAACGCCUCGGCAGAGUGAGGCGGCCGGUCCGAAGGCGUCCUCAAAACUCCAGGGCGGCCCGAGUUUGACACGAGACGCCUUUGGGCUCACCAUACCCAACCCCGUUUCGCCCCGCAGCUUUCUGGGACACACGGGCCAUAACUCGCCCCCGACGACAUUCGACUGGCGUGACGUCAGAAACAGGAUCGCGUGGUCGCCAGAGAGGAGUAAGCGUUCGGAGUGGAACAGAUCGUUCCCAGACCUCUCUAAACACAAGCCGAAGCAGAAAGUCAUGAAAUUUUUAGCAGAGGAUAAUUCUGUGCAUCUGUCUCCGUCAAGGGACAGAAUCAGGAUAUCUCCCCCACUGGGCAGAGUUACUCCGCAUUGCCAGUUGAAAGAAACUAGAAGUCCGGCUGUCAAAAAUGGCGAGAAAAUGAAGUCUUUUGCGGAGCCGUUUUCGAUUCGCUCAAAGAUUGAACAGUUUCGCAAAUGGCACGAAGAUCAAUUCAUGGAAAAACUGACGCGGUUAAAAUUAGAAACCGGAAGCGGAAACGGUUUCCACGAGCCGACGCCCAAUUCACUACCUCACUCUGGGACAGAGAUCACGAAAAUCAUUGAAACAAGUUGUGUUGAGAGUGGCCCAAAGGCUACCCCAGUUGGUGAUGACAUCGAGUCGUCCCAGCACAUCUCGUUAACAGACACACAAAACCCUCUUGCUGAUACGCCAAUGGGAGAUGGGGUGUUUGGGUCAGUCGUUGAUAGAGAUAUCUACACGAACUUAGAGAAUGACGCCACAUCCGACCAGCAUCCCGUGCGCCCCGUGACGUCAGUGACGUGGAAAACCUGGCGUGACGUCAAUGUGAGUGACGCGUACUGCAACGUGGAUAAGUACAUCCGCGACAACGAUCUCAUGGACGAGGAGAGAGAACAGUGGAUUCGAGUGUGGAUAACUAAUGUGCAAUCCGCCAUGGCGCAAAUGGAAGAUGUGACCCGAGACGCUUCGGACUGCGCUUCGUGAGGGACAUGUGGAUACUGGAUGGUGAUCCAUCAGGCUCAGGGACCAUCGAGGGGCAUGUGGAUGCUGGGUGGUGAUCCAUCAGGCUCAAGGGACCAUCAAGGGGCAUGUGGAUGCUGGAUGGUGAUCCAUCAGGCUCAGAGACCAUCGAGGGGGAUGUGGAUGCUCGGUGGUGAUCCAUCAGGCUCAGGGACCAUUGAACGCAAACCUUAAAGGUCACGUUUUAACUAAACUCCAUUAAACUGUAAGAGAGCAGAAGAUGUUCAUUCAUUCACAGACAUAGUAAAGUAACAUGGAAUAUCAGUGCUUGUCUUCUUUAUUCUUUAGGAGUGAUAUAUGCAGGGCGUCUAUCUCCCCCCUCCCCCGAGUGAUGAAAGCCAACCCCCC